AUGAACGAAGAGAAGAAAAGAGACGGGGAAACGAUGAUGAUGAUGAUGGAAGACAACGUUCAUCGCAUCGAGGACGUUGAGAAAAGAACGACGACGACGAUGACGAGGAUGAGAGCGCGAAGGCAAAAACCAACCGGAGAAGAAAUGCUGACGAGGAACGGCGCGUGGGAAAUUCUGGACGCCCUGGACGCGCGCGAGAAGAAGAAGGGAAAGAAGAAAAAAGACGCGCUCGUGAGAUUUUUAGAAGACUUUCGCGCGGUGCACACGCUCGCGCGAGAGGUGUUGCCAGAGUGCGAAACGAAAACCGCGACACUCGAACGCGUCGAGAAUCCCAUCUUUUUGGCAAAGGCGGAAAAAAAACCAAGCGUGUAUGUGCAACGAUUUAAAAUCGAUACGACGACAACGACUGGGAUGGUGGAUAACGACGACGACGCGAUCGAGGAAGAGGUGGAGAGAGCGGUGAGGAAGGCGGUUGGGUUGAGCGCUGAAGAGGAGGAGGAGGAGGAGGACGAAGCGCCGUGCGAAGUGCGCGUGCUGGAAACGUCCGAAGGCGUCGUCGCAUCGUCGUCUAUGGAUGCGGUUAUCGUUGUCGUGGACUUUCGAGAGAAAGAAGGAUCUGUUCCAAGCGUAUCGUUUGGAAGCGACGACGACGAAGAAGAAUAUGAAGAAGACAACAAAGAGAAAGUAAAAAAAGAAGAACUUUUCGAAGGUGGUAUCGUGGAACCAGAUCUGGAAACGUCGUUGAAAGAGUUACAUCCGUUCGCCAUCUCUAUCCGACAAUUAUCCAAACGAAUCGGUGAAGACAACGUGUUUUUAGUCGUCACGCACUGCGGCGACGACUACGUCGAGAAAAGAGACUGGUGCGAGUUAAUCGACGUGCCGCCAGAGAACGUGACGUUUUGCCAAAGCUCGUUCGUGCACGCGCUUUCCGAGGAUUACAACAAAAACAAAUCGAACAAAUCGAGCGCGACGUACGUGGAUAUUCCAGACCGUCUCGUGGAAUGGAUCGACGAUUGGAGAGAGGAAAGAGGGAAGUCGCUACGAAGCGAGUUUCAACGAGAGAGAGAGACGGUGCAUUUCUUCGCCGCGCUGAAAGAUGCGUAUUUUAUUCCGUUCGAAAAGAAAAAGAGUAAAAAAGAAGAUAGAGAAGAUGAAGAAGAAGAAGAAGAAGAAAAAGAAGAAAAGAAGAAAGAGGAGUUAAAGGCGUCGACGAAGCGAGUGGAUGAUGAAAAUGCUGCCUCGGCCAAAGACGGUACCGCCGUAGAUUCUGCGGUGGCGGCUAAAGACGAUGACAUUUCCAAGAAAGUCAUCGAUAGUCACUCGAGAGUUGCGUUGAAAACAGUCUCUGCGUGCUUCGAUCGCGCCAUUGAAGGCAUGGGUGCUGGCGUCAUCAGCGGCGCACCCGCGAUGGCGGCGAAGUUCGAUAAGAAUUACGCGUCCUCGUCUGACAAGAUGAUUACGCGCAACCAGCUUCACUAUUUCGUAUCCAAAUACGCCGUGGCGCAAUAUCCAGCCGCGUUUAUCCUCGCUUGGGCCAUUCCCGGUCCGUUGAUGGCACACCCGGUGCAUUUAUCCAACCGAUUUCGCAUCGCUCUGUGCUUCGCCAUCGUCGGAGGACGCGAAUAUAUGAACAUGGAAACAAUCGCCACGACGUUGGCGCUCGGCGCAGGGGCGGAUGGAUUGGCCGUUCUGAACGCAUCUUUUGAAGAAAAUGAUUUGGAGAGACAAGAAAAUGACGACGACGACGAGGACAACGACGAUGACGCGAGCGAUGAAAGCGGUGACGACGACGAAGUUCGUCGCGCCUCUGUCAAGGUAGAAAAGGAAAAAGAAGAGGAAUCCGCGGAGGAGAAGAAGGAGAAGAAGGAGAAGAAGAAGAAGGAGAUACCGCUUCCGGUUCCAAAAACGAAAGAAGAUGAAACAAAACAUGAAAAAGGAGAAGAAGAAACGAAAGCAAGCAGCAGCAGCAGCAGCAGUAAAUUAUUAGCGUCCUUCACGGAACGAGUCAACGCCGCGUUGAGCGCGAUUGAAACGUCCACAUCUGAGCUCCGUCAAAAUGCCGAAAAUGCCAUCAAGGACGCGUUUACCAUCGCCGACCGAACGGUGGCGAAAGCGGAACGAAAAGCGAAGAAACUGACGCGCAAAUCGCUCAAUCGAGCUUUGGACGACGGGUUAAUCACGAGAAAACAGGCUUUGCAGAUGAGCAAAGGUUUCUUCCGAAACGCUUUUUACGAGUACGUCGUCAGAGACAUCUCUGCUUUGAUUUGCGGACCGAGAUAUUUAUUGUUCACGCAGGCGGAUUUGACGCAAAUUGUAAACUCGUCGAUGACGUUCUACGUCGCCGAGGCGGCGUGUAAAACGUUCUUACCGGACAGAUUCAACCACAAGGAGAAACUAGAAAUCGAUGGUGGUAACGCUUCGGCGAUGGGGACAACGACGCUUUCGGCGAAAUCGCUCGCGGAAUCAGAGGCGGGGAUUAAGGCGAAGGAGUACUGCGACGCGGCUUCGGAGAAAUUCUCCCAAACCGCCGAGUCUGCAAAGCAAACGGCGGAGGCCGCGAAAGUGAAAGCGCAAGAAGCGGCGGCCAGAGCGGCACAAUCCGCACACGAUGCCGCCACGAGGGCAGCCGAAUCUGCGCAAGAAGCUGCCAGAGCGGCUCAAGAGAACGCGCAAAAGGCGAAGGAGGCGGUCUGGUCCUACGUGUCCUCAAUUUCUUCCUCGGUCGCCGCGGCGGUUGCCAAAAGCGACGACGACUCUGACUUGAUCGAUAAGAGUUUAGAUCCAAACUCGUACGCCGCAAAGUUGGUCCCGCAAAUUCCAUCGUACAAACUUGCCGCCGCUUUUGGCGGUCCCGCGAUGAAGAAAGCGUUGGCGUUCAACCUUCCGUCGCUUCUCGCCGACGCCGAUUGUCGAAAUUUGGGUUUCACCAAAUCCGUCUGGACUGGGAACUCGAAAGAGUUGGACGACUUGUUCGCGAAAUACGACCAAGAAAAACGCAUCCGCGCCGUCGCUCGCAAAGCUUUAGUCUUAUGUCUCCAAUCUUCGAACAAGAAAAGCGUCGCCGAGGAGCUCAAAAAGUGCGGUUUGAUGCAAAGCGAGAAAUCAAAAAUGCACUUAAAGUUGGAAGAGCGACAAAAAGAGCACAAAAAAGAAAGCAGCAACAGCGCGGCAACCUCACCCACGUCAACCCCUCCUCCUUCUCACUCCACCGCCUCCUCCUCCUCGUUGGUAUUCGCCAACGUCCAGUUACCAUCGAUUCCUUCCCCUUCCAGUCUCUUCGCCAACUGGGGUCGAGGAGGAGGCGUCGGGUCGAAAGAAACGACUGCGACACUCAUCCCUGCCGCUACCGACGGGAAAACAACUGCAAAAAAGGACGGCGACGACGUAAACGACGACGAAAAAGACGCUUCGCCGAAAUCGCCCAUCGCCGUUGUAAAUCGCACUUGA
Molecule: messenger RNA, 3447 nt
Organism: Bathycoccus prasinos
Lineage: Eukaryota; Viridiplantae; Chlorophyta; Mamiellophyceae; Mamiellales; Bathycoccaceae
Exons: 1
Coding region: 1-3447 (1148 amino acids)
Source: RefSeq, a predicted model, not a curated record